Molecule: messenger RNA, 6207 nt
Organism: Dicentrarchus labrax (European seabass)
Lineage: Eukaryota; Metazoa; Chordata; Actinopteri; Moronidae
Product: histone acetyltransferase KAT7
Exons: 15
Coding region: 187-2100 (637 amino acids)
Biological process (GO): regulation of DNA-templated transcription
Cellular component (GO): nucleus
Molecular function (GO): histone acetyltransferase activity; zinc ion binding
Source: RefSeq, a predicted model, not a curated record
AAAACCUAACGAGCUUGCGCUGUACUUACAAGGAAGUGCAGAGAACUGGUGCGCGUUUUUCCAGCUAAGUUGGCCCAUAUCAAAAGCUGAUUAUUAUCGGAUCUUAUCAUUGAUACGAGCUGAGGUCGACUGUUCUCACAGCACGGUGUGAUAAUCUGCCAGAGGCGACGCGGCCCCGGUUCGAAGAUGCCCCGCAGGAAGAGGACCGCUGGCAGCAGCUCGGACGGGACGGAGGACUCGGAUUUUUCCGCCGACCUCGAGCACGCCGAAGCUCCCGAGAGUGCGCGCAGGCGCAGCAGCACGCGCCUGACUCGCGCUUCACUACGCCUCAGCCAGAGCUCACAAGAUAACUGCAGCUCAGUACGGACCAGUUCUCCUGCACCCGUGGGUCCUGACGAAGGCCUGGAUUCAGCAGCAGAGACGGCAGCAGCAACAGCAGUGGCAGCGUCCGUCUUCUCAUCUGGGCGCAGGGUCACACGCAGCCAGCAGGGGGCGACAAACACUGCAGCCAAAAAAUACCCACUGCGUCAGAGCAGGUCGUCCGGCUCAGACACUGAGGCUAAUGCAGACCUGAAGCAGGGGGCAGACCGGGACGAGACCCCUCCUCGCACCCCAACAGGAAACGCCCCAUCCUCUGAGUCAGACAUCGAGGUGUCCAGCCCUAGCAACGACCUUGUGUCCUCUAGCAACGAUAUUGUAGUUUCACAAGAGGAGGACGAGAGAUUGGCCAAAGAGCUGUCGCUCAAAGAGGCCGCCGCCCACGACCUCUCCCAUCGGCCCAAACGACGGCGCUUCCACGAGAGCUACAAUUUCAACAUGAAGUGUCCCACACCUGGGUGCAACUCACUGGGUCAUCUAACAGGGAGGCAUGAGAGACAUUUCUCCAUAUCGGGAUGUCCUCUCUACCACAAUCUCUCUGCCGAUGAAUGCAAGGGCAAGGCAUCGACGCGCGACAAACAGGCUGAGGAAAGGACGCUGUCGCACCGCCAGGACGAGAACAGACACUCCACAAGAAACCAGGCCCCUACAGAUCGUCAGCUGCGCUACAAGGAGAAGGUGACGGAGUUGAGGAGGAAGAGGAACUCCAGCCUCAAUAAGGAUCAGAAGGAAAAACACAUGGACCACCGUCAGAGCCACGGAGCAAGCAGGGAGCCGCUGCUGGAGAACAUCACCAGCGACUACGACCUCGAGCUGUUCAGGAAAGCGCAGGCACGUGCCUCGGACGACCUUGAGAAGCUUCGUCUGGCUGGCCAGGUAUCGGAGGGCAGCAACAUGAUAAAGACCAUUGUGUUCGGUCGCUACGAGCUUGACACCUGGUACCACUCUCCGUAUCCAGAGGAAUACGCCCGCCUGGGGAGGCUCUACAUGUGCGAGUUCUGCCUUAAGUAUAUGAAGAGCCAGACCAUUCUGCGCAGGCACAUGGCCAAGUGUGUGUGGAAGCACCCUCCAGGUGACGAGAUCUACAGGAAGGGGAACAUCUCUGUCUUUGAGGUGGAUGGGAAGAAGAACAAGAUUUACUGUCAGAACUUGUGUCUCCUGGCGAAACUCUUCCUGGACCACAAGACUCUGUAUUACGACGUUGAACCAUUCCUCUUCUACGUCAUGACUGAAGCUGACAACACAGGGUGCCAUCUAGUCGGAUACUUCUCCAAGGAGAAGAACUCUUUCCUGAACUACAACGUAUCCUGCAUCCUCACCAUGCCACAGUACAUGAGGCAGGGCUACGGCAAGAUGCUCAUAGACUUCAGUUACCUGUUGUCCAAGGUGGAGGAGAAGGUGGGUUCACCUGAACGUCCCCUGUCUGACCUGGGCCUUAUCAGCUACCGGAGCUACUGGAAGGAGGUGCUGCUGCGCUACCUGAACAACUUUCAGGGCAAGGAGAUCUCCAUCAAAGAGAUCAGUCAGGAGACGGCAGUGAACCCAGUGGAUAUUGUCAGCACGCUGCAAUCCCUCCAGAUGCUCAAAUACUGGAAGGGAAAGCACCUGGUUUUAAAGAGACAGGACCUCAUUGAUGACUGGAAGGCCAAGGAGACCAAACGUGGUAAUGGCAAGACCAUCGACCCCACAGCCUUAAAAUGGACACCGCCUAAAGGGACAUAGAGGAGCCUUCUUUCACACUCCAAAAAAACGUACACAGACAGAUCAUCCUCCUCUGCACACUGGCAUGCUCACAGACCCUGAGCCUAAACCCUCUCUCCACACACACACACACACACACACACACACACACACACACACACACACACACACACACACUCAGUCAGUCACUUACAGAGUCAGUUGUCACUCUGGGUUUAGCAGUCACUGUCACGGUUCAGAAAAUCAAAAAUUUUUUGGGACAUAACACAAAAUAGAAGAACGUUAGGUAAAUGCUCCUAAUACAGGAAUGAAGUGUAUUCAGUGUUUAAAAUCUGACUAUGUGGAGUCAGUAUGUAAGCUCUGGCUCUGCAGAAUGUGUCAGAGUUGCCAUCAACGGCCUGGGGGGGGGGGCUUCAUUUAAAAUAAACACUUAAAAUUAAACAGUGGUUUGUCCCUUCUGGGCUACUGUAGAAACAUGGCAGACUCCAUUAAAGGUGAUUCACAUAUUCUGGUGAUUACACACUAAUGAAAACAUACCUAUGAAUAUUUUAUAUAGUUCUGCCAAUAUAGCCUCCUAAAUGUUACACACAGGACCUUUUAAAAUGAUUGGUUCAUUUAAAAAUACAUGCACUACUUCCCUUAGAUGAAAAGCUGAAGUGUAUGGAGGCCCAAAGUGUUUAAUAUUGACUGAAUAAAUAUGAAAUUAUAAUAAUCACAUGACUAAAUGGUGUAAAACAUACAAAUUAAGUUUUAAUAAUUUCCUCAAUUGUUGGUUCAUUUAUCAAUUUAUUCAUGUGAUUGUUAUUUUUUUCUUCCUCUUAAUACUUUAUUUUUAUUUCUUCAAUAUUGAGCCCUUUGGGGUUCCAUAGAAGUGAAGCUGUAGUUUCCGGCUCCAACUAAGAUUCGUGUCCAACAUUAACAUAUGACUACACUGCAAAACAAUGAGCUAUGUAGCAGCCAGUGAUGUCAGUCUACGCAUAUUUGAUCACCGCUGUUAUCCCCUCAACCUCAUUUGUUUUCUGAAAAGUGAAAGUAAUUGUGCGUGGUUAGUGCGCCUCCUCCCAGACACUUGAUUAGCACGGAGCACCAGGCACACCCGCUAAUCCAAUCUGCAACAGCCGGUAUUGACCCUGCGCCGCACUUCAUUCUGUUCCCGAGACGGCCGAAACAACGCAGGUUGGCAGUGCAUUGACUCAUGCAACAUGUUUUGGCAGACAAAGACCAGCUGGCUGUGAUUAAGGCCUGGGCCCAAAAUGCAUAAAGUUCCUAGAAAUAGGAGCCCUGACCUCGAUUUACCACUCAGGUCACGUGACUAAAUAGAGAUUGUAAGAUUGCAAGAUUUGCAAAAAAAAUUAGUGAAAACAUGAGUAAAAUAUGACCUAGUAUUAACGCCUGCAGACAUCCGUUAGUUUGCAAGUUUUUACAAUUUUGACAUUUGAAAUGUUUGACAGACCAGUGCACAUACAUUUUUCUGAUGCUGACAGUGGCUGUUGGAACCCAGAGCAAGUCAGUCUCUCAGCGUCUCUACAAACACACACAUUGUUCCAGUAUUUAAGCAGUCAGACGGUUAGUGAGGAAGCUAUAGCUGCCAUUGGCCAUGUUUGGACCGUGUUAUGUCACCAGGAUGGGACCUACCCGUUACCACCUGUCUUCCCUUCUUCUUUCAGCCUUUUAUCUCAGUGACGGCUGUGUUGUCUUACGAUGUCUGCAGUUAUAUUCUGAACAGCGGAGGCACACAGGGAAGUGUUGGAGCUCACAAACAUGUUUUUUUGGUGUCCUUUUCUGUGAUUUUGUUAAAGUUCUCGAUGAUAUUUUAUACUUUUUCUACCUCUAAGGUUUACCACUGUAUAAAAGCUAGAAUGGCACAUUUUAAGCUUCUUUUAUUUUCUUUUUUAUUCGGUGUGUUAACAUGUGAAACUUUGUAGCUGUGUUCAGCCAGUGUUUUUUUUUUUUUUUUUUUUACUAGAUUUAAAAAAAAAAAGCUAUUUAUAUUCUUAAAAAAUAUGUUAACUGCGUAGAGCGUAAAAAAGACAAAGUCUGGUAGAGCAGUGUCUACUCUAUAGGACCGGCUUCCUUGUGAAUAUAAAUAUUUAUCUCCAAAUUUUAUGUAGAUUUGAAUGUGUGUAGAAGCUCCUGAAAGGUACAGGAGGGAGAAUCCAGGGCAUCCCCCCACCAACAAAGACAAUGACAGAAGUCAUUUACAUUUCAAAGAUUUAUCUCCUGUAAUCAAAAGUGACACGAUUGAAUCAAAACAUGUCACUUUUACACAUUGUCACUAUUUGUUACUACCAUACUUGCUGCUGCAAGCGGUGAGGAAAAUACAAGCACAACCUUUUUGUGUAAGACCACUAAACACGGUCGGCAGCAUUUUUGUAUUAUUUUUUGUUCUUUACAGCCCAGUGUGUUUGAAGUUUUAUUUUAUUGACAAUCUCCAUAUUUAUUAUUCGGAUCAACAUGUUUUUUUUGUAACCAGCUUUUAAGAUUUGUUAAAGAAAGUGUUUUGGGAAAUACACAUAUUUGUCUUGCAGAGAGUUUAUUGAUUAGAAGAUUGAUACCACCCUCGUGUCUGUAUGCUACAUAUAAAGCUAGAGUCUGCAGCCUAUGAGCUUAGCUUAGCACAAAGACUGGAAUCAGUCAAGCCCCCCAGGAAGAGCGCCGGGCUUUGAAGCCAAUUUGACAUAGUGGCCAAACUGUGUAAUUACAGCAAUGACAUCUGUCACAUCAUGCACACUGGCCCAAAAUUAUAAUUAGCUUACAUUGUGAAAGAAGCAGCUGUAAAAUGGUGGAUACAUUUUUUUUAGCAUCACCCCCCAUGAAAUCCAGUAGCUACAUAUAUAUAUAUAUAUAUAUAUAUAUACACCACACAGUGAGUGUGGUAUCAAUCUUCUUGUCUAUCUCUUGGCAAGAACGCAGUAAUCUCCAAAAUAUUGAACUGUUCCUUUAAACAUGUGUAUAAGCUUAGACAGCAGUUGGCUGUGCAAUCGGAUGUUUGUGGCCAACAGUGUCCGAUUGAAUCAACUACUUCUUUAUGUUUUAUAGCUUUUGUGUCAUAUGUGGAGGAAUAUUGUUCCUUCACAGCCUAGAGUCACAUUUGCUUUUCUCCUUUCAUAGCAUAACAAAUAUCGCCUUUAAAUUCUGCAAGGUUGAAGAUGCUUUUCUUCAUGUUGUUUUCUUGUUUCUAUAGCGAUGUCUUCUUCCUGCCGUCUGUGGAUUUAUUUAUCUGUGUUUUACAUGUUUAUAUUUUCUAUAAUCCUGUGGUUGGUUUUCUUUCGGCUUUCAUUUGGGCCUUACAUGAAGGGGUUCAGGUGUCACGCUGCCUGGCAGACUUAAAAUAAAUAAAGGCCACUCAUUUCAAAGGACUACAUUUAUCCUUUUAGCACCUGCUCUCAAUAAACCUCUGAAACGUGCUACUGACCGAAAUUACAUGACGGUCGUGAGUUUGGACAGUGCUUUUUUUUUUUUGCCAAUUCUUAAGUGCAUUUACUGGAAAGUGCAAUUACUUUUUGAAAGAUUUUCAAAGGAAAAAUCCAUCCUAAAACACAACUCUUGAUGAUGAUGUUCCAUAUGUGGCCAAUUUAGGUGGAGGUCCCUCAGAAUGAAAGAGGAUGUGUGUCUUUUUAGGGCUGCUAUUUUGUACCCGUAAAGGAAAAAAGAAAGUUUUCUAUUCUCACAGUAGCAGGAAAGUGACUUUUCAUGACUUAAAUUGCAGCACUUAAACAGAGACCCCUAGAAUGUGUUAAUCAUCACAAAGAGAUCACAUUUAAUGUGUUUAAAGUGUCUGAUAGUGUUUUCUUUAAAUUAGCAUUUUUUUGUAGAAAACGUGUGUCUUGACAUUACAGUCCUUUUUCGUCUUGCAGUUUGUCUCUGUGCCAGUGGCAGCUAUAGGUGGGCAGCUUCAGAGCACCAUGCUAAUGUGUCACAGUUACUUAGAGAAACCAGAGGCAUCUCAUCACCUUCCAUAGGCCACCAGUGAGCUGUUGUACUACUGCGACCUGCUUCCUAUUUAAACUACGCACUCAAAGCUGAGACAGACAAAAGUAGCGUGGCAUUGAUAUGUAGCUCAGUUGCGCUUUUGUACUUGCUUCUCUCCUUUCCUUCCUCUUCAAUAAAUGCAAAUGGUGAAACACA